ACCCAACUACGCGUCAUAACUGGGUCCCAUCUUUGUCUCUUUCCCUUCUUCACUCGCCAACCCCAUCGCGUGUCCCCACGCUCCUUCCCUUUACUUUUUCUCGUUAUCCAAAACACGACGAUUCUUCAUUUUAGAUUUUUUUCAUUAAUAAAAAAAAAAAAGUCUUUUAUUGCAGAAAUUUCGAUCGUUUUUGUUGUGUGUACAGAGAGAUUAUCGUGUUUUGUUGGCAAUCGCCAUUAAACCUUCUUCCCUCUAACCCAAUCAAAUUUGCGGCUCUUUCUUUUAUCUUCUCGCCUCGGUUUUAGCAAACCCUUUAGUUAUCUUCUUCCUCAAGCAAUUUUUCUUUUGGAUUAGAUUGGUGUUUUCUUUUGGUUUGUGUGGUGAUGAUGAGAAGGCAACGAGAUGAACAACAAUCUAGGGUUUUCUACGAUCUAUCAUCUCUUGUUUUGAAUCUUCUCCGUUCUCCUCCUAUGCCGAUUUCUUUACCUGAUCAUUUCCCCGAUCCGCCCGCUAGAAUUCGUCCUCCCUUUUCUUCGCAUCGUUUUUCGUCUUCUUCGCCUUCUUUGGCUCAUAUUUCUCCGUCUGGAUUCGCGUCGUUGCUGCUUGGUAUAUCUGUGGCUCUUAUGCUAUGUGGAUCUGUGACUUUCUUCAUCGGGUUUCUCUUGAUGCCUUGGGUUCUUGCUCUGAUUUUGGUUUUCUAUGUCGCUGGCAUCGUUUCUGCCAUUUCUAUGGUCGGGAGGUCGAUUCUCUGUUACGUCUUGACGCCACCUUCUCCUUCCGGAAAGGAGAUUUCUGAAUGGAAGCUUCUGUGAAAUGAUUAAACAACAGAGGUGAAGAAUCUAUACAUCAUCCGGAAGCAGAGCAGAGCGAAGCAGAACAAAAAAAAGAAGAAGAAGGAUUGAUUAUAUAAACACAUAUAUCCGAUAGAGUUUUUCUAUGUUCUUUAUCUGUAUUUUGUUGGGGGGGUUUGGGAAAAUCAUGUGGAUAUCAGGGAGUUUUAUAUUUCUUUACAUUUCGAAAAAAGAAUUUUUCUAUUUAACUACUGUUAGAAAUAGAGAAGCCUUGUUAUUUGUGCUUUCAUGUAUGUCGUUUUUAUGUAACAUGAUCAUUUCUUAAAGCAUACAAAAAGAUUUUAGGAUUUCUGUUGCACUUCUUUCGAUUUCCUUGCAUUUUCGAAACACUCUGUGUUGAUAUCUCUUCCUUUAAAUCUUCUUACAAUAUUUGCUCA
Molecule: messenger RNA, 1228 nt
Organism: Arabidopsis thaliana (thale cress)
Lineage: Eukaryota; Viridiplantae; Streptophyta; Magnoliopsida; Brassicales; Brassicaceae
Exons: 2
Coding region: 384-812 (142 amino acids)
Source: RefSeq, marked reviewed